Molecule: messenger RNA, 2560 nt
Organism: Cryptotermes secundus
Lineage: Eukaryota; Metazoa; Arthropoda; Insecta; Blattodea; Kalotermitidae
Exons: 5
Coding region: 153-2495 (780 amino acids)
Biological process (GO): maturation of LSU-rRNA from tricistronic rRNA transcript (SSU-rRNA, 5.8S rRNA, LSU-rRNA)
Cellular component (GO): nucleolus
Molecular function (GO): RNA binding
Source: RefSeq, a predicted model, not a curated record
CGGUUAUCUAUGCCCUGGUAUGAACCGAGGAAGCUAGGGAAGGCUUUGGGAAGUUGGGAAGUGUGCUUAUGCGUGUUUCGCCCAUGUGGUUGAAACUUGUGAUAUUGUCGGGUCAUUUCAAGUAAGGAUUAACGAUAUUUUUAGGUGUGCAAAUGGCACAGAAUAUUUGCCUUGACACAUCGUUACAGUCGACAUUCACAAAAGCUGUCAAGAAUAUUAAAACUCUGAUUAAGAAGAAGGAGCUGCCAGCCCAGGACCAGUUCACAGAUGUCACUGCUAAUGCUGCAGAGAAAAAGGCGGUUUUGGGAAAGGGGAGAAAAGUUAAUCAACAACAUAAUAAACAUACACAGAAGGAUCAUGGCAAAGGGAUUGUAUACCUUAGCCACAUCCCAGAAGGCUUUUGUAAAGAAGACAUGUACUCUUACUUCUCCCAGUUUGGCAGGGUUACUCGACUUAAUGUGGUCAAGAGCAAAAAGAAUGGUAGACCAAAAGGAUAUGCUUUCAUAGAGUUCUUAUAUUCUGAGGUGGCACAAGUGGUGGCAGAGACAAUGAACAAUUAUCUCAUGUGCGGUAGGCUCCUGAAAGCUCAGUACAUUCCUGGAGAGCGUAUGCACCGGGGAAUGUUUAGGAAUAUGCACAUUCGUCCUGACAACUGUCCAAGGAGCAGGUCACAAAAAAAAUGGAUCGAGAAAAUUAACAAAGUGCUCACACCAGAAGAAGAAGUGGGAACAUUGUUACAUGAAACCAAACGCCUGAAUAAACUGAAGGAACAGCUGGAGAAGAGUGGCAUUCAUUUGGACUGCCAGAUUGAGGGUGGCUCACUGGCAUUAUUGAAUAGUGACACGUUCAAGACAGGAGAGAAUCCCGUACUUGAGAUUGAUGAAAGUGAUAAUGAGAUAGAGUUCAAGCUGCAACCCAAUGUCAUCAGAGUAGUGAAACACAGAUCAUUACAAGCACCUGUAACUUCCCAUAGUGCGGAGAAGGUGAAGACUGAAGCAGGAAAGGAAGUUUCCAAAAGAAAGGCAGCGAGAUGCAGAUCCUUAUCAACAUCUGUACUCUCCCCCUUUAUAAAGAAAGUGAAUGCUAAAGGGAGAAAGGAUGGUUCUAAAAGAAGAUUGCAGCGACGACGUGUCACCCCCGUAAUGAAGCGCAAAUAUAAGUCGGCAACCAUGUUUUCCCCCACAGUAAAGAAAGUGAAAGUUAAAGCAAGAAAGAAUGUUUCCAAACAAGAUUUACAAUCCAGUGUUGCUGAUAUAGUGGAAUGUAAAUCUUCAUCAAUACCUGUAUAUUCCCCCACUGUAAAGAAAAUGGAUGUUGAAACACAGAAUGAUGUUUCUAAAAGAAAGGUGCAACCUAGUGUCACAAAGGCAGUGAAAUGCAUGUCCUCGGCAUCCAUACUUUCUCCUAGUGUAAGCAAACUGAAAGCUGAAGCAAGAAAGAAUGUUUCCAAAGAUCUGCAAUCCAAUGUGUCUAGUGUAGUAAAACGCAAAUCUUUAUCAAUGUCUGCACUCUCCCAAAAUGUAAAGAAAGUGAAAACUGAACUAAAACAGCAUAUUUACAAAAAAGAUGUAGAAUCUGAUGUUCUUGAGGUGGUGGGACACAGACCCUCAACAAUUGGUAGAAGCUCCAGUAUAAAGAACGUGAAGGGUGAUGCAGAAAACAGUGUUUCUAAAAGCAAAAUUCAACAUAGUGAUGCUGAGGUAUUGAAACGCAGAUCAUUGUCAACAUCCGUAAUUUCUCCUAGGAUAGAGAAAGUGAAGGCUGUUGCAGAAAAUGAUGUUUCCAAAAGAAGGGUGCAACCUAUUUUCACCAAGGUACUGAAACGCAGAUCCUCAACGUCAUCACUUUCUCCCAGUGUAAAGAAAGUGAAAGCUGAAGCAAGAAUGGAUUCAUCCAGGAAAGAUCUACAGUCUAGUGUGUCUGAUGUAAUGAAAUGCAAAUUUUUGUCAACGCCCUUACUUUCCCCCAGUGUAAAGAAAGUGAAAGUUGGCAAAGAGAAAGAUCUUUCCAAAACAAAGAUUCAACCAAGAGAAAGUGAGGUAUCGAAAAGCAGGCCUUUAUCAACAUCUAGCCUUUCUUCCAGUAUGAAGAAAGUGAAAGUUGGCACAGAGGAGGAUUCUUCUAAAAGAAAGAUUCAACCCAGUGCUGCUGAGAAAGUGAGGCGCAGGUCCUUACCAGCAUCCAUACACUCUCCCAGUGUAAAGAAAAUGAAAGUUGGCACAGAGAGGGAUGUUUUCAAAAGAAAGAUUCAACCCAGAGCUACUGAGGUAGUGAGGCGGAGGUCUUUACCAGCUUCCAUACUCUCUCUCAGUGCAAAGAAAGUGAAGGCUGAUGCAGAAAAGAAUUUUUCUAAAAGAAAGGCACAACCCAGUGCCUCCAAGGAAGUGAAAUGCAGAUCCCCAGCAUCUGUAUUUUCGCCCAGAAUAAAGAAACAGGCUAAAGAAGAAUUUUUCAAAAAGAACCUAUCUCCAAAGUUCAAUGAUGAAUUAGUAUGAAAUGUCAUGAUCCUUGAGUUUGGGCAUUAGCAACAACAUAAUAAUAAAAUAAUAUAUGUAUAUUU